UGCGUAAGAGUCAGGGCUCCAGCAGACCCUGAAAGCUGAGCUGUCCAGACCCCCGAAGUGAAGAAAAGAGGCGAGGGCAAGGGAGGGCCAGAACCAGGGGAGAGAGAAAGGAGGGGCAGCCCACCAGCCCGCUGUCUCGCCACAGAACCGGCUCAGCUCCAACUCCAGGAGUCACUCAGCUGCAGAGGCAGUGGCAGCCCUACUCCUCAGGCAAAGGGCAGCCGACAGACAGACAGAGGUCCUAGGACUGGAGGUCCUCAGUCAUUGACCACUCAGCCUGGCCCAGCCCCAUGGCCUUCAAUGACCUCCUGAAACAGGUGGGGGGCGUCGGACGCUUCCAGCUGAUCCAGGUCACCAUGGUGGUUGCUCCCCUACUGCUGAUGGCUUCCCACAACACCCUGCAGAACUUCACUGCUGCUAUCCCCGCUCACCACUGCCGCCCACCUGCUAAUGCCAACCUCAGCAAAGAUGGAGGUCUGGAGGCCUGGCUGCCCCUGGACAAGCAAGGACGACCCGAAUCUUGCCUCCGCUUUCCUUCCCCGCAUAAUGGCACAGAGGCCAAUGGCACUGGAGUCACAGAGCCCUGCCUUGAUGGCUGGGUCUAUGACAACAGCACCUUCCCUUCAACCAUCGUGACUGAGUGGAAUCUUGUGUGCUCUCAUCGGGCCUUCCGCCAGCUGGCCCAGUCCCUGUUCAUGGUGGGAGUGUUACUGGGAGCCAUGAUGUUUGGCUACCUGGCGGACAGGCUGGGCCGUCGGAAGGUGCUGAUCUUGAACUACCUGCAAACAGCUGUGUCAGGAACCUGUGCAGCCUAUGCACCCAACUAUACUGUCUACUGCAUUUUCCGGCUCCUCUCGGGCAUGUCUUUGGCUAGCAUUGCAAUCAACUGCAUGACACUAAACAUGGAGUGGAUGCCUAUCCACACCCGUGCCUAUGUGGGCACCUUGAUUGGCUAUGUCUACAGCUUGGGCCAGUUCCUCCUGGCUGGUAUCGCCUAUGCUGUGCCCCACUGGCGCCACCUGCAGCUUGCGGUCUCUGUGCCUUAUUUUGUUGCCUUCGUCUACUCUUGGUUCUUCAUUGAGUCAGCCCGCUGGUACUCCUCCUCAGGAAGGCUGGACCUCACCCUCCGAGCCCUGCAGAGAGUGGCCCGCAUCAACGGGAAACAAGAAGAGGGGGCUAAGCUGAGUAUAGAGGUGCUCCAGACCAGCCUGCAGAAGGAACUGACUCUAAACAAAGGCCAGGCCUCCGCCAUGGAGCUGCUGCGCUGCCCCACGCUUCGGCGCCUCUUCCUCUGCCUCUCUAUGCUGUGGUUUGCCACUAGCUUUGCCUACUACGGACUGGUCAUGGACCUGCAGGGCUUUGGGGUUAGCAUGUACCUUAUUCAGGUGAUUUUCGGCGCUGUGGACCUGCCUGCCAAGUUUGUGUGCUUCCUUGUCAUCAAUUCCAUGGGCCGCCGGCCUGCACAAUUGGCCUCCCUGCUGCUGGCAGGCAUCUGUAUCCUAGUGAAUGGCAUAAUACCGAGGGGCCAUACAAUCAUUCGCACAUCCCUGGCUGUACUAGGGAAAGGCUGUCUGGCUUCCUCUUUCAACUGCAUCUUCCUGUACACCGGAGAGCUGUACCCCACAGUGAUUCGGCAGACAGGCCUGGGCAUGGGCAGCACCAUGGCCCGGGUGGGCAGCAUCGUGAGCCCACUGGUGAGCAUGACUGCCGAGUUCUACCCCUCCAUACCUCUCUUCAUCUUCGGGACUGUCCCGGUGGCCGCCAGCGCUGUCACUGCCCUGCUGCCAGAGACCUUGGGCCAGCCGCUGCCUGAUACAGUGCAGGACCUGAAGAGCAGGAGCAGAGGAAAGCAGAAGCAACAACAGCUGGAACAGCAGAAGCAGAUGAUACCACUCCAGGUCUCAACACAAGAGAAGAACGGACUCUGAAAAUGGAAGGGGAGACACACAGCACUAAAGGGAGUGGGGUUCUAUGAGGAGGGGGAGUGAGUGCAGGGACUGGACUAUCUAAAUGUGGAGCCUGCCGUUCAGAGAAAUGCCUCCCCAAAGGUCACUCCAAUAGACCUACUAGAAACAAAAGCUCUAACUGUGUGCAGCUUCUUAAGCAGAAUGAGCUCUUCCUCAGCAUCUUCCAGCUCAGUGGUCACUCCUCCAGCUCCAGUCCCUUCCACCUCCAGGACAUUGCAAAGAAUCCCAGACAAUUAAAUAAAUUUCUUCUACCUUGG
Molecule: messenger RNA, 2224 nt
Organism: Mus caroli (Ryukyu mouse)
Lineage: Eukaryota; Metazoa; Chordata; Mammalia; Rodentia; Muridae
Gene: Slc22a6
Product: solute carrier family 22 member 6
Biological process (GO): transmembrane transport
Cellular component (GO): membrane
Molecular function (GO): transmembrane transporter activity
Source: RefSeq, a predicted model, not a curated record